This is a messenger RNA of Vicia villosa (hairy vetch), 3291 nucleotides long. RefSeq lists its product as uncharacterized. The record is from RefSeq and is a predicted model, not a curated record. The coding region runs from base 241 to 2817 and encodes 858 amino acids. NCBI's taxonomy places the organism in Eukaryota, Viridiplantae, Streptophyta, Magnoliopsida, Fabales, Fabaceae. The transcript has 19 exons. Gene Ontology annotation, biological process: lipid metabolic process.
GAGCAUGUUCCAGAACCAACCACCAUUUCCCAAACUCACUAAACCUCUAUUCUCUCUUACACACACGAAAAAACCACUAAUACUAUCUAUUAUUCUCACAUCAACUCACCCCUUCAUUUCCUCCAAAUUACACAUAUUGCCACCACCUUUCUUCUUCUCUCAUCACCCCUUCUUUCUACUCCAAAUUUCCAGUUUCUACCACCAUCUCUUCCUUCUAUUUUAGUCCCACACGUGUGAAACAUGAACUCUCUUCAAUUCCGUUACGCUCUCUCUCCUCACUCAACAAACCCCCGAUUUUCUCGCACUUUCCCGCCUCAUUUUCAUUUUCCAACAAAUUCGCGCUUUCUCUCUUUCACAAAACUCAAUGGAAGUAAAAGAAUAACCAGAAGAAAGCAAUAUUUCUCGAUUUGCUCUUCCUCCAAAACCGAUUCUCAGAUUGAUAGGAUUCCGAUUGAGAAAAACGAUGAACGGCCUCCGUUUGAUAUCAACCUUGCCGUUAUUCUUGCUGGCUUCUCAUUUGAAGCAUACACAACUCCACCUGAAAACUUGGGUAGGCGUGAAGUUGAUGCAGCUGGUAGCAAGACAAUCUAUCUUUCUGAGGAAUUUUUUCGUGAACUUUAUGAUGGACAACUCUUCAUAAAGUUGAAAAAAGGAUCCAGUUUUCCUGCCAUGGAUCCAUGGGGAACAAGUGAUCCAUAUAUGGUCAUACAGAUGGAUUCUCAGUCUGCUAAAAGCAAUAUCAAAUGGGGGACAAAAGAGCCAACAUGGAAUGAGGAGUUUACUUUUAAUUUUAAGCGGUCUUCAAACAAAGCUCUACAGGUUGCAGCUUGGGAUGCAAACCUUGUAACCCCUCACAAACGCAUGGGAAAUGCAGUUGUUGAUUUGAAAUGGCUUUGUGACGGAGAUACACAUGAAAUACUGGUAGAAUUGGAAGGAAUGGGUGGUGGUGGAGAGGUUUGGCUGGAGGUUAAGUACAAGACCUUUGAAGAAAUUGAUGAUGAGAAAAAGUGGUGGAAGAUACCUUUUGUGUCAGACUUUUUAAAGAAGAAUGGUUUUGAUUCUGCACUCAGAAAGGCUAUUGGUUCUGAUACAGUACAAGUCAGCCAAUUUGUGGAGUAUGCAUUUGGGCAAUUGAAGUCAUUUAACAAUGAGAAGGGUCGGAUGUCUGAUGAUGAUAAAUAUGAUAUUGAAUGUUCUGAGGAUUCAAAUGAAUCUGCUUUUAUGUUGAAGACGCCUUCUCGUGAGGCUGGUAGUUCAGAAGUCUCUAGUGAACAAAGAAACAUUGAAGAGUUUCGCUCACUUGACAGUGAAACUGGAAAUGAACACGCUUUGGAAUCAUCACCACAACUUAGUGAGGACGAACUGUCAAAUCAACGUUUUUGGAAGAAUUUUUCCAAUGUUAUCAAUGCCAACAUUGUUCAAAAGCUGGGUCUCUCUGUUCCGGAGAAAUUAAAGUGGGACGGACUGGAGUUUCUAAACAAAAUUGGCUCGCAAUCCCAAGAUAUUGCAGAAGAUGUUUAUAUUCAAUCUGGUCUUGCGAUUCCUGGAGGCACAGAUGAAUCAGACAAUAAAACAAGUGGUCAGCCUGCCAUUGCUGCAAUCCAGUCUUCACUUCCAGAGGUCAAAAAGGUUAGUGAGAAAUUGAUGAAGCAAACUGAAUCAAUUUUAGGAGGUUUAAUGCUUUUGACGGCAACAGUUUCCAAAAUGAAAGAUGAAGGACAUUCUUCUGAAGAGAGGAAAACCAAAGACGAGUCUUCCAAAGGAGUAGGCAGUGAUGUUCAAUAUUCAACUAGUGAGAAGUCUCCUAGCCUAGAAAGCGGAUCAUUGUUGAUUGAUAAACAAACUGAAGAAAUGAGAGCACUUUUUUCAACUGCUGAAAGUGCCAUGGAGGCCUGGACAAUGCUGGCCACUUCACUAGGUCAUCCUAGUUUCAUUAAGUCUGAGUUCGCAAAGAUAUGUUUCUUAGAUAAUGCAUCAACCGACACACAGGUUGCAGUUUGGCGUGAUUCGGUGCGAAGAAGGUUAGUGAUUGCAUUUAGGGGAACAGAACAGACAGCAUGGAAGGACUUAAUAACGGAUCUUAUGGUUGUUCCAGCCGGGCUAAAUCCUGAAAGGAUUGGUGGAGACUUCAAGCAAGAGGUUCAAGUUCACAGUGGCUUUCUAAGUGCAUAUGAUUCAGUAAGGACCAGGAUCAUUUCUUUGAUUCGACUUGCAAUUGGUUACGUGGAUGAUCAUUCUGAGUUCACCCACAAAUGGCAUGUUUAUAUAACCGGUCAUAGUUUGGGUGGUGCAUUGGCUACCUUGCUCGCCCUUGAACUUUCAUCAAAUCAAUUAGUUAAGCGAGGAGCGAUUUCUAUCACUAUGUAUAAUUUUGGUUCUCCCAGGGUUGGUAACAAAAGAUUUGCAGAGGUUUAUAAUGAGAAAGUUAAAGAUAGCUGGCGAGUUGUGAAUCAUAGAGAUAUCAUUCCUACUAUACCCCGAUUAAUGGGUUAUUGUCAUGUCAAUCAACCUUUAUUUCUUGCCGCAGGCGUUCCAACAAAUUCCCUAGAGAAUAAAGAUAUUUUAGGACAUGGUUACGAAGGUGAUGUUCUUGGGGAAUCCACACCAGAUGUUAUAGUCAACGAAUUUAUAAAGGGCGAAAUGGAACUUAUUGAGAAGUUGUUACAAACUGAAAUUAAUAUAUUCCGCUCAAUCAGAGAUGGAAGUGCUUACAUGCAGCAUAUGGAGGAUUUUUAUUACAUCACAUUGCUAGAGAAUGUAAGAUCAAAUUACCAAGUUGCCUCGAGGUCACAAGAUGUAAACACCAGCGUAUCCUGAGUCGACAAGGGCUCAUGGUUGCAAGGCCAGACAGCUGAGAUCCAUGUACAAAUCUACAUACAAACUGGGAGAAGUUAUGGAAAAAAAACACAUAUAUUUCCUUAUCAUAUCACCUUCAGCCAAAUCUUUAGUGGUAUUUAUGCGAUGAAAAUGGAAGCAUCGUAGUACUUUCAGAUUCAUAACUUUUGCAAAUGGAAAGAUGGGCACGGCUCGAUACAGCAAGUGGACAUAAUUUCAGGAAUUUAACACUACAAUAAUUUUUGCCUAGUUGUUGUUCAUUUGCAAUGUUGUCAUAUAUGGAUUUAUAAUUUUGUGGUAUUUAUAACUUGGAUAAUGCGACCGAUAAUUUUUUCACAUUGCACCUCAUUAUACAAGUUUAUAAAAGUUUCGUAUCUUCCAGUUUGGGUACCCAUAAACUUGUUCUUUGUAAAGAGGCACCUGUUCUUAUCAAUGUAGCUAGACUGUUCAUUUUAA